GUUACUACGGUGAGGUUAGCUUGGCUUACCGCGGUGGACUACAACGGCUAGCUUUAAGCAGUGGAGAAUCUGGCACGCAGGUGGCGGGUUUUGACCCCACCCCUGCUGCCUUUGUCCGAGGUUAAAGUGAGAGAAGAGGAGAGUGAAAUGGGUUUGGGUUAGCUUUGGUGGAUGUAGAGAUGGGAAAUAGGUGGAGAAAACUGGCUCUUCUCUUGCUCCUCGUUCUGUUUCUUCUUCAAAUGGUGCGGUCUUUUGGAGCCAAUGAUUCAGCUUUCAUGCAGGAAAGAGCAAUAGAAAACAAAACGACCAUCAACAGAUGGUCAAGUGUUGGCCGCUCGCGUGGAGACCAUGGUGGUUCAUCUGGUAAUGGUGGUGAUGGAGCCUCAGGUGGCACUUCCAACACACAUAAUCCAGUGACUGGAGGGGGUCUGACUGCUCCAAGGAAUGGAGCUGUUGCUGGCCGCCGGAGGCAUAAUGCAGCAAGCAGCACCUACAGCUGCUCCCUUCCCAUUGUGCUCACUUCUACUGCACUUGGAGCUGCCUUUCUGGCUUUGUAAAUAGACAUGCAAAGACACCAAAUAUACACAAGAUGCUCGGCAUGCUGUUUGGUAUGUUGAGUCUGGCUGGUGGACGAUGGUUAUGAGAUAUAUCUGUUCUUGGUAAAAGCUUUGACUGCUGCCCCUUAGUUUUUGAACCACAGCGAGUGAUCAGUUUAGUGCCUUUGUUCAUGUGACAUUGUACACGAGUAAUUUGGUUUCUCUAUUCCAGUACUUUGUUUUGGUUAUAUAGAUUAGUGCUUCCAUUAUCUUUAUUCAUAUUCAGUCGUCUAUAAUGAAUGCACUUUAUAUUUAUCGAUUAGUUGAUUCAGUUAAGUGGGCUAUGUAAUGAAAAAGUUGCAAAGGAGAAUCAUUGAUGACAGCAUUAAGAAGACAUGAUAUGUUAUAAUUUGUCGAAUUAAAAA
Elaeis guineensis (African oil palm) is the source of this 961-nucleotide messenger RNA. RefSeq lists its product as uncharacterized. NCBI's taxonomy places the organism in Eukaryota, Viridiplantae, Streptophyta, Magnoliopsida, Arecales, Arecaceae. The record is from RefSeq and is a predicted model, not a curated record.